Messenger RNA from Protopterus annectens (West African lungfish), 1611 nucleotides. RefSeq names its product nmrA-like family domain-containing protein 1. NCBI's taxonomy places the organism in Eukaryota, Metazoa, Chordata, Ceratodontiformes, Protopteridae. The record is from RefSeq and is a predicted model, not a curated record.
UACAGUUUCGAUCUGUUGGCGGAAGUCCCGCCCAUUGGCUCCUAGAUUGACACAUUAGAGCGCGAGAGUUUAGCUUUAGAGUUUUUUUUUAUUUAUAAUUGUGUAAGAAUUCAAUAUGUCCGAUACUCGACACAUUAUUGCGGUUUUUGGGGCUACAGGGGCACAAGGUGGGUCAGUUGCUGAUGCCUUGCUGUCUGAUGGCACCUUUAAGGUGAGAGCAAUAACUCGGAAUCCCAUGAAAAAGAAUGCAAAGAGACUUCAUGAGCGUGGGGCAGAGCUUGUAAGGGCUGACCUGGAUGAUGAUAAGAGUCUCAGAACUGCACUUAAGGAUGUAUAUGGAGUCUUCCUUGUUACAGAUUACUGGGAGCAUAUGGACAAAGAGAGACAGAGCUUUGCAGAAGUCUGAAGAUUAAACAUGCCAUCUUUAGUAGCCUUGAAAAUGCUAAAGAAUUGUCUGGAGGGAGACUCGAGGUGCCACAUUUUGAUGGAAAAGGAGAGAUUAAUGACUACUUCAGAGAGAUUGGUAUCCCAGUGACAAGUGUCCGAAUGCCUAGCUAUUUUGAAAACUUCCUUGGGGCUUAUAGACCUGUCAGAUCCGACGAUGAAAAUUGUUUCAUAUUAGAAAUUCCAAUAGGAGGAGUACCACUACAUGGGAUGUCCGUCAGAGAUCUAGGUGGAGUGGUUUUGUCAAUCCUGAAAUCUCCAGAAGAGUACAUUGGAAAGGACAUUGGGCUAAGCACAGAUCACCUAACAAUAGCGGAGUAUGCUGCCAUCAUGUCCAAACAUACUGGAAAGACAAUCAAACCCUCAAAGCUGUUUCCCGAAGACUAUGAGAAGUUGGACUUCUGCGGUGCAUACGAGGCUGCUGGCAUGUUCAAAUUAUAUAUGAUGGGUCUUGACCGUGACAAGGAAAUGACUCGCAAACUGAACCCAAAGGCAGUGACAUUUGAAGAAUGGAUGUUGGAAAACAAAAACUUGCUGAAUCUUAGAUAAAUGCUGAAAGCUAUUUUUUCUCUGUACAAACUGGAAUAAGGAAAGCAGCCAAUAUGCUUUUUGUAUACAUUACUUUAGUAUUUGUUAUUGACUUUCAACUCAGGCCUGGCACUUGAGUAGGCAGAAAAUACCUUUUUAAAGAAUUAGACAGUUAAUAUAUAGACCAUCUAAGUGUGAUUGGCCUAGGAAAUUCAUAAGUUAAUUUUUCUGCCAUUGAUUGUUUAUUUCAUCAAUAUGCAUGUAAUCCUAUUGAUGAAGAAAGGUGAAAUAAAGCAUAACAGCUGCUUUAGGAUAAGCAUGCAAGAUUAUAAGCAUGCCUCUUUUAUUAUGGCCCUGCCUGAAUACCUUCCAAAAUCAGUUUUAUUUCAUUGCCAAAGGCAAACAAAGUUUUUAUUUCCAUAUCAUGGACCUUAAGGAAGAGUAUUACAUCUGAACUGUGGAUGUGUUAUGCAGUGUCUGUUCUACAUUGUGACUUUCUUCUUUAGCUUAAGAAACACUGAGCAGUUACUCUGAGUGGGCUUAUUGUUUCCCAGUCCUUACCUGCUUGGCCAGUGAAUGUUUAACAUAGUGUUGUAUAAUCUAGGACAAAUAAAAAGGUCCGUGUGGCAUUCAGAUGCA